GCGGGUAAUGGCUACGCGCGCGCUGCCGCAGGUGCGGGCCGCCCACGCAGCCGUCGCUGGACCGCGCCACGCAGCAGUCCUGCCACGCCGACCCCGACCUCAAGCAGAGCGCCUUCCGCGUCGGCGACGACUGCGUCUUCGAAAGGUGCUCGGAGUGCGGCGUGCUGAAGGAGGAGUACAGCGACGAGGAGCUGGGCCUGUGCAUCAUCAUCCUGGGCACCUUCAUCCACCGCGAGCCCGCGCUCGCCGCGCCGCUGCUGCCGGAGAUCCUCAGCACCGUCGCGGGGCUGGCGCUGAACGCGAGCUACCCGUGGCAGAGCGAGGCCAACAUCUACCUGCCCGGCGGCGCCACCAGCGUGGCGCACCAGUUCCUCCGCUGCGUGCUGCACCAGCUGGCGCCCAACGGCUUCUUCCGCAGCGUGGCGCAGGCGCUGCUCGACUUCAACGAGCUGAACCCGAUCGCGCCGCUGCAGCUGCUGCUGGAGAGCCUGAACGCGCGCAAGGCGCUGCCGGCGGCCGCGCUGCCGCACGUGCUGCGCAACGCCGCCUGCUACCUCGACUGCCUGCCGCUGGAGGCCGGCCUGGGGCCCGGCCCGGCCACGUGGCUGGCCCUGCUGCAGCAGCUCGACGUCUUUUUCCGGCGCGUGCUGCUGCUGCUGCCGGCCUUCGACGACCUCAACCCGCUGCUGCGCGUCAUGGUGGCCGUGCUCAAGGUGCCCGGCGUCUCCGCGUGCAAGGGAAUUUUGGACCCCAUCUCCAAAAUAAUGUGCUACGCCAUCGAAAACCAUAUAUUAAAAUCCAACUAUAUUACUGAUUUGUGCUACCUCUGCAACAGAGGAUUCACUCGAGAACGCGAGAAGCUGAUCCUGACGCGGACGGUGGUGUUCGAGCUGGUGCAAGUUCUCAAGUUCAAGACCACCAUCCCGGACUCCAACUUCAUCCUGCUGGUGGUGAUGGUGCUGCAGGACGCGGGCGGCGCGCUGCCGGCCAACCUGCUGCUGCACGACACGUGCGCGGCCGACUGCAUGCGCCCGCACCUGGGCGACGUGCUGGAGUUCCUCACCGACUUCCACACGCUCAGCAAGAUCAAGAGUUACAGCAAGGGGCUGGCGGCCGGGCUGAACGAGGACACGCUGGGCGGCGUGCUCAAGAGCGGCGUGGCGCAGUACGUGGCGCUGGAGCUGAGCCGCGGCAACUCGCGAGACAGCCGCUCGGUGGCGCGCUACCUGCCCUGGCUCUACGUCGCGCCCUCCACCGUCGCCCAGGG
Messenger RNA from Gryllus bimaculatus (two-spotted cricket), 1267 nucleotides. The record is from the annotation of a GenBank genome assembly. NCBI's taxonomy places the organism in Eukaryota, Metazoa, Arthropoda, Insecta, Orthoptera, Gryllidae.